Messenger RNA from Labrus mixtus (cuckoo wrasse), 4570 nucleotides. RefSeq names its product tnf receptor-associated factor 4a (gene traf4a). Gene Ontology annotation, molecular function: protein binding; zinc ion binding. Lineage: Eukaryota; Metazoa; Chordata; Actinopteri; Labriformes; Labridae. The record is from RefSeq and is a predicted model, not a curated record. Bases 397 to 1809 code for a protein of 470 amino acids. Gene Ontology annotation, biological process: regulation of apoptotic process; activation of NF-kappaB-inducing kinase activity; signal transduction. The transcript is spliced from 7 exons.
UGUGCAUUGUGCUUAGUGUGUCAGUACUGCAUCCACCGAGGAGGAGAGGGCCACACACGGCCUCCGUAACCUCUGAGCUGUAAACCUGCAACCGCACACUGAAGGAGAGUCAGGAGGAGGAAUCUGGGACCAUAUCUGCAGCGUUUCCUGGACUGAGUCGCUCCUUUGUCGCCGCCAGUCUCCGGGCUGCAGGAGGAGAAGCUGGGAGAGGACGCGUCUCCUUUAUUAAAUCCCGAUCUGUCGGUGGCGGAAGGAAGGGACGUGAUAUGAACCCAUCAUCGGCUUAAAACGGCAGUGCAGCUAAUAAAUAGCCCCGUUUUCAGGGGGAGGGGAGACAUCAGAGAGGACAUUUGUACCUUCAACCUUAAAAAAGACCUGACGACGGAAGCUGCAGCGAUGCCCGGGUUUGAUUACAAGUUUCUGGAGAAGCCAAAGAGACGCUUCCAGUGUCCGCUCUGCAGCAAGGCGAUGCGGGAGCCCGUCCAAGUCUCUACCUGUGGACAUCGCUUCUGUGACACCUGUCUGCAAGAAUUUCUAAGUGAGGGGGUCUUCAAGUGUCCAGAAGAUCAGCUGCCAUUGGACUAUGCCAAGAUCUACCCGGACCCGGAGCUGGAGCAGCAGAUCCUGGCGCUGCCAAUCCGCUGCAUCCACAGCGAGGAGGGCUGCCGCUGGACUGGCCAGAUGAAGCAGCUGCAGGGCCACUUCUCCACCUGCGCCUUCAAUGUGAUACCCUGCCCCAACCGCUGCUCCGUCAAGCUGACACGCCGCGACUUGCCCGACCACCUGCAGCACGACUGCCCCAAGCGCAAGGUCAAGUGCGAGUUUUGCGGGAGCGAGUUCACCGGCGAAGCCUACGAGAACCACCAGGGCGUGUGUCCUCAGGAGAGCGUCUACUGUGAGAAUAAGUGCGGGGCGAGGAUGAUGCGUCGUCUGCUGUCCCAGCACAGCUUGUCCGAGUGUCCCAAACGCACGCAGCCCUGCAAGUACUGCGGCAAGGAGUUUGUCUUUGACACUAUCCAGAACCACCAGUACCACUGCCCUCGGUUUCCUGUCCAGUGUCCGAACCAGUGUGGCACACCCAACAUCGCCCGAGAGGACCUGGCUAACCACGUGAAGGACAACUGCGGCAGUGCUCUCGUUCUCUGCCCCUUCAAAGAUGCUGGCUGCAAACACAGGUGCCCCAAACUGGCUAUCGGACGUCACCUUGAAGACACCACUAAGUCUCACCUGACUAUGAUGUGUAACUUGGUGGGGCGUCAGCGGCAGGAGAUCCUGGAGCUGCGGAGAGAGAUGGAGGAGCUGUCGGUCAGUCAUGACGGCGUUCUCAUCUGGAAGCUCAACGACUACUCGCGCAAACUCCAGGAGGCCAAAGUCAGAAGCAACCACGAGUUCUUCAGCCCGCCCUUCUACACCCACCGCUACGGCUACAAGCUGCAGGUGUCGGCCUUCCUGAACGGUAACGGCAGCGGGGAGGGCUCCCACCUCUCAGUCUACAUCCGCGUGCUCCCCGGAGAGUACGACAGCCUGCUGGAGUGGCCCUUCUCCUACAAGGUCACCUUCUCAAUCAUGGACCAGAGUGACCCCUCGCUUUCCAAACCCCAGCACAUCACUGAGACCUUCAACCCCGACCCCAACUGGAAGAACUUCCAGAAGCCCAGCAGCAGCCGCAACUCGCUGGACGAGAGCACCCUAGGCUUCGGCUACCCCAAGUUCAUCUCUCACGAGGAAAUAAAGAAGAGGAACUACGUCCGAGACAACUGCAUCUUCGUCAAGGCUUCUAUAGAGAUCCCCCAGAAGAUCAUGGCUUAAGAAAAACCCCUUUUUUCUCUUUUUAUGAAGGAGAAAGAAGGAUUAGGAAUGGAACUGACACUUAACCUUGAAAACUUCUACACACUUACCCUUUAGAUACCUUGCAGCCUCUCCACCACAGAGCUUGAAGCGAGUCUGUUUGGCUGUGUGAGCUGGAGGAACUGGAUAUAUCACAGAGGAGAAAGUGUUUGGUCUGCAGAGCCAUCACUCUCUGGUCUUUCUUUUUUCAUUUGUAUCUGUUUGCUGACCUUUUAUCACAGUCUACGACAAAAAAAGCCUUGGAAAUCAAACAGUGCCUAGAGAGUUUAUCUUAAGUUAUAUUUUUGUUGUUAUUUCCGCAGUAGAGAUGUUAAAGAUUAUGGAAAAGAUAUGAAAUAUGGGUGAAGGGCUUCUCUAAGCCUCUGCACUUAUAGAGACGGUUAGAAGCUGGUUAGAGACGUCCCGUUGGGGUGAUCCGAAGAAGAGGGAGCUCAGCAGACUCAAGCUCAAGCCCAACUGCCUUUUGUUUACAUGCUCAUACAGUAUACACCCUCUGAACCCUCUACAAACAGAGCCCUCGUGAGAGACUUCUGAUGUUUGUGUACACACAAACUCCAAUCGAUGCUUUUGAGUGAGAAACUUGCAGCUUCAAUCAAUUUUUUUUUUUUUUUACUGAGUUGCUCUAACAUUUUGGAUGAGUUGAAUAAGAAGAUCAAUACCAUUCUCAUAUGUGUCUUCUGAAUAUGAGGCGUAAUCGAGCAUAUUGUUUACCUAGCGUAGCACAAUAAAUGAAACUAUCUCAAGCUCAAUCAUUGAAGCUCUAUCCGAACAAAAACUGAAGUGUAAAAAUCUGAUUUCUUGAUUUGCAGAGGGAUAUACUUUUUGAAUCGGGAGUAACUUUCUGAAAAAUAAUUCAUGCUAGCUGUUUCUGCUUUUUCUAGUCUUCAUGCUAACUAGGCUAAGCUAACUUCCUUUUGGCAGUAGCUACAUGUUUUUCAAUCUCAACAAAAGUGAAAUGGAGUAUUGAUAACACGUUUAUUAAUGGUGAGAUAAAGAUACAGCCAGCAUUUGAUUAAAUUAGUGUAACAUAAAAAACAGCUAGCUUACCUGGUUCUGUACAAUCAGAACAAAAUAAAUCUACCAAGACCAGGCUAACUGUUAUGCUAGGCUAAGCUAAAUGGCUGAUUGCUGUAGCCGUACAUUGAACAGAACAUUUAGUUCAGCACAUUGACAAACAUGUUUAGUAUUAACAAGAAAGAUAUAAAGUUGUAUAUAAGUAAGCUUAAGAGUAUUUGAAAAGUCGUUUUUCUCAAUUUUAAACAAGCAAGUUAUUCAUCCUCUUCCCACUUUUUAUGCUAAGCUAAUUAAGAUCAAGUGUUGCCGGAUAUAGCUUCAUAUAUUAGAAGACAUGCAUGAGAGUGGUCAAUCUGCUUUCUCUGACUCCCAGUAAAAAAGUGAAUCAUCAUAUUUUCAAAAUGUCAGACAAUUGACAGUAGCCUUUACAGAUCUUUGGUUUAAGUUGUCUGUUUAUGUUUUUAGCCCAAAAACAAUGAAGUUACAGUUCUGUCUCUUCUCGUUAACUGCUCUUAUCCCAGAUUCUGUCUGUGACUUUGUAUUUGUCAGUAGUUUGACCCUGCCCUGAAGCUUCAGGAGCGUGCAGAUGUACCAAACACACACGUCAUAAAGACCAUAUGAGGUUUUGUGUCUUUUGUGGAGUUAACCAAUAGGAAAAAAACUAAAAAGCACCUUUCGUCAGUUUUCUGAUGAGCAGACAAAGAGGCCAGUUGUUAAGAGUACAAGCGCAUUUAAUAGUGAAGGAAAAGCCAUGUGGCCUUUUUAUACUGUACGUCUUCGCAUGAGGGUUUUAGGGGUGAGCAGGGCAACAUAAACACAUGCAUGCUUCAUGUGCAACCACCUGGACCACAUUUUUGUACUGUAACCUGUAAUCUUGAAAUCCCCUCUUGUUAACGGCUAUGUUGUCUCUUUUUUUGGACCUUUUUUGAAAGUUGACGAAUUGUCAAAAUAAUACUUUUUUAAGUUUUAUGUUUUUAUACACAGAAAAUGUGAAAGCUGUUGGUUAUAUAACCUAUAAAGACAAUGAACACUUGGCUGUGAAGUGUAUUGUUUUACAAAGCCUGGGCGUGGAUGGUUUGAAAAGAAACAGGUGGGUGUCUCUGAACCAACUACACCUUUGCUGUUACCAUGGUCACUGGUUUCUAUCUGCAACUUGGCGAUGAGGAGCGUUUGGAGGGACGCUGCCCUGUGCGAUACAUUUGUCUCCAUCACAACACCAUCUGAGAGGUGGAGGACUUUUGUGAUACAGUAUGCUCAUGAUGUAUGUGAAUACUUAUGUAAAAAUGCAGAAGCACAUUCUGUUUUUUCAUUAUUAUACAUGGGAGGGAAAAAAAUCCAGAUUUUUGUCAUAAUACCAGCUGAUAUUUUACAGUGAUUUAAAGAAGUGAGAAGUUAAAAAAAAAAAAAAAAAAAGCUUUUUUGUAAGAUUCUGUAUUUUUCAAAAUACUUAGCUGUUUUAUACAAACACUUUUUGUUGGAGAGUCGGGGUUGACUUUGGGAAUUUUCAGACCCUGCUUCUCUCGGACAUUUGGAUAAUUCGUUUGUACUUGUGGUUUGAGCCUCACAUAUUCUGUCUGUAUUAUUUCCUCUUAAAAGUAUUUAUUUUAAGGAGCUGUCAUGUGACUGCGCUGAUGGCGGAAUUGUUUUAAUAUGUUGAUUGAUGAGUGCUUGUCAAUUUCAUGAUUGAAAUAAAAUACCAUAUAUUAUA